AGCAGCGGCCUCUACAUGGGAGGCUCCAUCACGGCCGUGACCAUCAACAAGAGCCUGCUGGCACCCAUCAACCUGGAUAUCGACCCCAAAAUCCAGGCUGUCCGCACUCACGAGAUAAACCAGAUCAAGGGUCUCAACAACCGCUUUGCCACUUUUAUUGAUAAGGUGCGACACCUGGAGCAGCAGAACAAGAUGCUGGAGACCAAGUGGAAGCUGAUGCAGGACCAGACAACUGGCCCCUCUGACAUGGAACCCAUGUUCCAGACCUACAUCAAAAACCUGCAGAGACAGCUGGACCAGAUCAACAAUGACAAGGACCGGUUGGAUAUGGAGAACAGGAACAUGCACCAUAAUGUGGAGGACUUCAAAUCAAAGUAUGAAGAUGAGAUCAGCAAGAGGAACACAACAGAGAAUGACUUUGUCCUGCUGAAAAAGGAUGUGGACGCUGGUUACCUGUCCAAGGUGGAUCUGGAGGACAGGUUGGCUGGGCUGGAAGAUGAGGUCAACUUUUUGAAGGUCUUGUACGAUCAGGAGCUGGGUGAGCUGCAGUCUGACGUGAAGGACACCUCUGUGGUGGUUCAGAUGGACAACUCCCGGGGCCUGGACAUGAACCAGAUCAUAGCUGACGUCAAGGCCCAGUACGAAGACAUCGCUGCUCGCAGUCGGGAGCAGGCUGAGAGCUGGUACAAGACCAAGGUUGAAAGUUUGGCCGGCCAGGCUGGCCAGGCUGCAGAGGAGCUGCGCAACACCAAGGCUGAGAUCGCCGAGCUGAACCGACUCAUCAGCCGCCUGCAGAACGAGAUCCUGGCUGUCAAGGGACAGAAGGCCAACCUGGAGAGCCAGAUAACCGAGGCGGAGGAACAUGGGGAGAUUGUCGUAAAGGAUGCCAGGACUCUAAUCAAGGACCUGGAGGUAGCUAUGCAGAGAGCCAAGCAGGACAUGGCCUGCCAGAUCAGGGAGUACCAGGACCUGAUGAACGUCAAGCUGGCCUUGGACAUCGAGAUUUCCACCUACAGGAAACUGCUGGAGGGGGAGGAGACCAAAUGUAGUGAUCACAAUAUAGUAGGUCGUAAGGGAGAUAAAGAACAGAACACGUAA
This is a messenger RNA of Salvelinus namaycush (lake trout), 1098 nucleotides long. RefSeq names its product keratin, type II cytoskeletal 8-like. Bases 16 to 1098 code for a protein of 360 amino acids. Lineage: Eukaryota; Metazoa; Chordata; Actinopteri; Salmoniformes; Salmonidae. Gene Ontology annotation, biological process: intermediate filament organization; keratinization. The transcript is spliced from 9 exons. Gene Ontology annotation, cellular component: keratin filament. The record is from RefSeq and is a predicted model, not a curated record. Gene Ontology annotation, molecular function: structural constituent of skin epidermis.